Messenger RNA from Staurois parvus, 343 nucleotides. Lineage: Eukaryota; Metazoa; Chordata; Amphibia; Anura; Ranidae. The record is from the annotation of a GenBank genome assembly.
UCAUGCUGCUGCCAGGUCCAGAGUCUGUCAUGGGUCCCUGUACGGCCUCCCAUUGCUGCUGUCUCCAUCGCCACACUCUGCCAUGUGCCACUUUCAGGUCUCCUCACACUGCUGGUGUGUUCAAUUUUUUGACAUAGGGUGCUGGCAGAUUACGGGCCUCCCAUAGCUGCUGCCAGGCCCCUAAUCUGCCAUGGGCCCCUAUAUACCGCCUCCUCAUGCUGCUGCCAGGUCCAGAGUCUGUCAUGGGUCCCUGUACGGCCUCCCAUUGCUGCUGUCUCCAUCGCCACACUCUGCCAUGUGCCACAUUCAGGUCUCUUCACACUGCUGGUGUGUUGAAUUUUUU